AUGGCGAGCAAUGGUAUGAUCCCUUUCCAAGUCCCAACGCUCAACAAUAGCAACUAUGACAAUUGGAGCAUCAAAAUGAAGGCCCUUCUUGGAGCGCAAGAUGUAUGGGAGAUGAUAGAGAAAGGCUACAAUGAGCCACAAGAUGAGUCAAGUUUAUCCCAAGCUCAAAAGGAUAGUCUAAGAGAUUCAAGGAAGAGAGACAAGAAGGCUCUCUAUCUAAUCUUUCAAGGAUUAGAUGAUGACUCUUUUGAGAAGAUUUCCGAUGCGAAGUCUGCCAAAGAAGCAUGGGAGAAGCUUCAGACCUCUUACAAAGGAGCGGAGCAAGUCAAGAAGGUGCGUCUCCAAACAUUAAGAGGUGAGUUCGAAGCCUUACAUAUGAAAGAAGUGGAAGUCAUUUCCGACUACUUUACUAGAGUCUUAGCCGUUUCUAAUCAAUUAAAAAGAAAUGGUGAGAAGCUAGAAGAUGUAAGGAUUAUGGAGAAAAUCCUUCGUUCUCUAGAUUCAAAGUUCGAUCAUAUUGUCGCCAUUAUUGAAGAAACCAAAGACUUAGAGGCUAUGACAAUCGAGCAACUCUUGGGAUCCUUACAAGCCUAUGAAGAAAAGAAAAAGAAGAAGCAAGUUAUCACGGAACAACUCCUUAAGACACAAAUUAAUUCAGCUAAAGAAGAGGGCCUCGAGUAUGGUAGAAGCCAACAAGGAAGAGGCAAGGGGACGUGGCCUUUUCUAACUUUAGCAAUCAAUGCAGAAUUGACUACUGUGAACAAGGAGAAGCUCGUUUGCUUGGUCUUAUAA
Molecule: messenger RNA, 792 nt
Organism: Dendrobium catenatum
Lineage: Eukaryota; Viridiplantae; Streptophyta; Magnoliopsida; Asparagales; Orchidaceae
Exons: 2
Coding region: 1-792 (263 amino acids)
Source: RefSeq, a predicted model, not a curated record